Molecule: messenger RNA, 6609 nt
Organism: Oreochromis niloticus (Nile tilapia)
Lineage: Eukaryota; Metazoa; Chordata; Actinopteri; Cichliformes; Cichlidae
Gene: fam89a
Product: family with sequence similarity 89 member A
Exons: 2
Coding region: 198-740 (180 amino acids)
Source: RefSeq, a predicted model, not a curated record
CCGGAAUUCCAGCGGCUUCACUCGGGAUAACUGAACGUGGCGUCGUUGGCUGCCCUGGGGUGAGAAAAGCACGGCUGUUGCUCGGUUUGUUCAGUGUGGGAGACUGCUGUGCGAUAACAGUGUUUGUGGCGUCUUUGAACUGAAAAAAACAGGACUUUAUAGACACUAGCUCUCCCCGCUUCGUAACACAUAAGACGAUGAAUGGUAAGUCAACGAACGGCACGCUGGGGGGAAUGGCCUGCAUCGAGGGUCUGCCGCCGCUGCCGAAGAGCCUGAGCGGGUUGCUGAACUCAAGCGGUGGCUCCUGGAGAGAAAUGGAGAGGAUGUACGUGAAGAAAACCAUGAUCCAGGACGACCUGAGCCGAGGCAGGAACAAUGCCGAUAACCUGCUGGCCAACAAGCCGGCCAACCUCGAUGCAGCUCUGGCUCUGCUGCGAAAAGAGAUGGUGGGUUUGCGUCAGCAGGACAUGUCCCUGCUGUGCCAACUGUGGUCGCUCCACGAGUCCAUCCAGGAGUACAAGGGAAGCUGCCAGGACCUGAGCGCAGCCUCCAGCCUCAGCAUGAUGGAGAAUGGCUACUUUGACGAGGAUGACGAGUAUUACCCGGAGCCUGGUUCCACUCCCACCGGGGAACAGCCGGAUGGAGACAUUGGAGACGGGAUGGCAACAAUGGGGGCAGCCAAGAAUGGGAGCGGCAGUGGCAAAGAGGACAGCUGGGACUCCUUUCGCGUUAACAUCUGAGGCCUUGUUGUCAGCAUUUUUCUCAGUGUGGAUGCAUAUUUUUGGGUUGACAGACUGGAUUAGUCUGGAGGAGAAACCUUUUUGGCCUCCAGGGAGGGAGUGGCUGGUGAGAGACAACAGACUAUGGCGUCUCAUGGAACUGUAAAGCUCCAGCUACCUUAAACACCUCCUCAGGUCAAACAUCCACCUGCUUGUGUUGCAGAACGUUGUUUUUGCAGCGUGACCAGGAGCUUCAUCAAACUGCAGAUCUGAGCGAUCAGAUAUUUUGAGAAGUUACUCUCUUAACAACCUCUGAAACACUCAGGGGUUGGGAUCAAUUGUAUCCAGCGACUCGAUAUAGUCAAAAUUCGGCAAUAUAUAUACACAUACACACUUUUUUUGUAAACAGCUUUAUUGCUGCUUCUAUGUCAGUUUGUUUUGUUAGACAGUCAAUUUCUUUUUGGCUGAACUUUUUUUUUUUUUAAAUUUACAUAUACAAAAAUAUAUGAACAAAGUUUUAUUAUUUAUUAUAUAAUAUAAAUAACAAAAUAUUUGCUUUCCCAUUUACUCUCUAUCGACGUUUUCUACUGCACCGCUCCUCAGCAUUUACAGGUUGGAAAGAAUCCCAGAAAUCCAGAGCUUUGCAAUCAGCAUUGGUGCAAAAAAAAAUGACUGACUCUGUGGACAUAUUAAUGGAGACAAUGUGUGUGUUUCUUCUAAGUGGUGAAAUCAUUAAUUUACAUAAACCCUUGGGGUCCAACCAGAAGUGGUCAGACUUCAGGAAUGAAGAAAGAGAUGAGGUCCUCAUAUCCAGUGAGUUUGUGUGCAGGUAUGAGGUCUUCACCUCACCUGGCACCUUUAGGUGGAGCAGAUAUCUGCUCAGGAAAUGUGAAAUCUUCAGAAUGCUGGAAACCGUUUUAAUUGUUUGCAGAGGUGAAAAACCCCAAGCCCAGUGUGCUGUGUUGCAGAUAUAGUGCUUCAGCACUUUACAGGCAUAUCAAACAUGUCUCUGUUCUCAGACUUUGUAGUGUUCAGGACACAUCUGCCUGAAUCUAACUCUCUGCUUUAGUAUUAGCUAUCUUUAAGAUACAUUUACUUAAAGAUCAAAACAGAACUCAGUUUAUUUCUGGAUCUUGGUUUUAUUGUAUUUAUCAAUUUAAGUGGGAGUCUAUAUCUUCCAGAUACACCCCACCCCCAUCAUCAAGGGUUGGCUGGUUCAAACACUGAACAUUCGGAUAUUAGUUUCUUGAGGGCAGUAUUAACAUGAAUAGAAAUGCAAAGACUACUUAAGUUGAAACAAGAAUUAUUCUUCAAAAGAUUAGAAUAAUAGAAUUAUUCUAUUAUGGAUGAUAAUAAGCAUUAAAAGAAAUUAUGACGCCACAUUCACAUAACCAGCUUUGUGAACUGCGAGGCUUCAUUAAAUAAAUAAAUAUGGCCAAGACUUGAGCUGUGAUCUGGUAGCUGGAACAUUUGUCAUCAUGAAAAAAAUCUACACAUUUUCUCAGUUUUUCAUGGUGCAGUUUGUUUUUAGACACAUUCUUUUUAAAUGGGACCUAUUGUGCUGUAUCAACUCCAUGCUAGCUUUGCAUGAUUCACAGUUUAGAGUAAUCUUUCUUUGUCUUAUAUUGGGCUGUGGUGCAACUCCCCUGUUCAUCUUUUUUUUUUUUUUUUUUUUAAAAAAGCAAGUUUUAUUGCCUCUCUUCUGAUUGGCUGCCCCUCACAGACAGAAGGUUUGAACAGCAACCAGAGCUGCAUGUCUGACAUGACCGCAUUGUCAUCAUAAAGAUCCAAGAGUUAAAAAAAAAAAAGCAAAGCCUUGCCCUUCAUGGGGAUUUCUUACUGACCUCCUUUUUUAUUUAUUUAUUUUGUUCCUUUUGGAUACAUUUUUGCAUAAUAGGUCCCUUUUAACUUUCUCUGGUCCCUGCGGCCUUCAAUAUCACCCACAGUGUAAAUAAACAUCUGUAGCUCUAAACCUAGUAGCAACUAUCAAAUGAAAACCCGGUGCUUUAUACUCUUAUGCAUCGAGAUCUUAACCAAUCUCAUUUUAGCGUCAUGUGCUCUGUUGAGUGUGACAGAUGCCCGUGCAGAGUUAAGCUUAUUUUUAAGUCAUUUUUGAGGAAUAUAAAUGGCAUUAUAUCAGCAUUUGGUCAUCUUUGCAUACGUUAUAGGGGCUCUUUAACGAUCUCUGCUUCCAUUACAAUAUGACGGUGGUCAUUAAUAAGAUUGUAACAAAAAAAAGUGCUUUUGUUUUUGCUUUGGUUGGUUUUUUUAAUCAGAAGAACUCGCCUUCAUUGCCUCAUCUAUAAUAAAAAAAACUAAGUUAAAAUUCCUUCAAUCUAAAAUCUAAACAAAAUCUAAAAUCUUGACUGUUUAAGACUUUUGGAUGUGAAAAUCCUCUUACUAAACACAUGAAUGGUCUACUCAGGCUUCCUAAGUAUCUAAACUCUGCAGCAAAGGUCUCAGCUCAGCCUGUAGCAUACUGUAGCCACAGACACAGUACAGCAGCUGUGCUGUCAAUCAUAAAUUGAGUUUCUGAACUCACCAUCACUUUGAGAAGAUGUAGAGCAGGGGUCCCAAUCCCAGUCCACGAGGGCCGGUGUCCCUGCAGGUUUUAGAUGUGUCCUUGAUCCAUCACAGCUGAUUUAAAUGGCUAAAUUACCUCCUCAACAUGUCUUGAAGUUCUCCAGAGGCCUGGUAAUGAACUAAUCAUGUGAUUCAGGUGUGUUGACCCAGGGUGAGAUCUAAAACCUGCAGGGACACCGGCCCUCGUGGAUUGAGAUUGGGGACCCCUGAAUUAGAGGGUUCAUCUUUGCACAAAUGUGCUCAUAUUUCGUCACAUGUCUGUACCUCGGUCCGCUAUUUGAACACAAACCAAAGACAGUACGCCACUCAGCAUUGUAUUUGGUUGAAGUUGCUGAUGUAGGCGGGAUCUGGCUAUGUUGAACUUAAAACUUAAAAUCUGGUGUCUUGACAAAUGUCUUUAGGAGUUUUUUGGAGCUGAUGAAUGAAGGACAUUUGGUUCGCUUUUUGAACAGUUGGCCGCCUUCUUCCCCACUCAAAAACCAGUGGGUUUUUUCAGUUGACUGAAUUAAAAUGUCACCGACCAGUGAAAGUCUAGAGGAUUCAUUUAUGACAAGUAUCUGACGAGUCAGAUGUGUCGCAAUAACGUGGAUAUGAAACCAUUUUUCCACAAGCGCAGUAACCCUUGAUCUUCUAACUUCUCUCUAAAAUCUGUCGACAUCAAUAGUCUGACAUUUUGGGAAAAUGUUUGUCACAUACUUCAUCUGUUAAACAUAAGGUCAAACCAGCACAAUCACCAGAUGGGGAAGUAGCUAGCAUUACUAUGUCUUACUGCCUUCAUUUCCCAGACAUGGAUUAAGCUAAGAUAGACCAUAAACUUUUUCCACUGAAGGUCUUCCUUGGAUUUAGUCUGGGAGGAGGUUUAAUCCAUGUUGGAGAGUAACAAAAUCCACUGGCAAGCACUUUUAAAGUUGCCACUUUGACAUAGUUUUGCUGUUAUCCAUAUAAUAAGAAACACAUGAAGACGGGUUUAGGAAAAGAGAAUCCCCAAAAUGUCAAACGGUUCUUUUACAACUCUGAUGAUGUCUUAACCUCCGAACACCCAAGCUCUUGCUUGAGAUUUUAAUUUCUUCAGGCUAUUUCAGAUUAUUGGGACCGGGUGAGUAAAGUAAUUUUAAACAUUACCAUCACAUGGGGACACCAAGUGAACAAUGGUUGAUUGUUUAUUGAGCAGGAUGAAGUUUGGGGUGCAGAAAAGCUAAACUCUGUUUUGCCUCUUCCAUAUGUACCUACUCACUUUUAUUCUGAACCUUUCCAUAAUGCAUCUGCAACUUUCUGACUAGUCUUAUUAUUUAACAGAAUCCAUUGACUUUGGUUCCAGUGUUCUGAUAAGUUGGAAUGAUUGUUCUGUUUCUCUCUGUUGCUUUUUAUGAUCCACAUUUAGUGAAACUUAACUUUGUCUGUGAAGUACACCUGUAUGCGACUGCUGCCAACAUUUCUAGUCGGAUUACACAUUUAGGGUCAGGUGAAGCACCUGUUUUACUACUGCAGUCUACUGCUAAUCUGAAGCCGAAAGCACGUUUGAUUAAACAGUUUUAAACCGCUGACGUUUAAGACACGAGUCACAUCUUGAUCCCAGGUUUUCUAUUGGAUGUCUACACAAUUAGUGCCUUUUAUAAGAUGUUCAAGAUGGGAAUGAACAUAUACCAUAAGUCAUUUGAAUUGCUUGGCCUGUAUUUUGGUUUUUAAAGCUGCUACAUGUGGAAUUUGAAACAUAAUGACUUUAGCAAUCGCUCAAAACUCAUUCUGAAGCUGCGCCAGAAAUAAAUUAAUGUCAUGCUGACAAUGUCGCUCUCCUCCAACUCCAAAGAGUCCCUAAUUUGGAUCAGCUUUUUUCACACUCUGUUGUUAAUUAUACUCUUCUCUGUCAAAAGAUUGUUUGGAAUUUUAUUGGCAGGGAUGCAGCUGUUGGGAACGGUGUACUGCUGACACCCUCUGAAAUUUGAGUUGCUUUAGCUAAAGUAAGACAUCUCUCUUCCUGUUUUGGUUGAUGCUUUGAAGAAAUUGUCCGCCUCAAAAUAAAAGGACCCUAACGUAUGGCGGUUAUUUCUUCAAAAUACAACUUUAAAGUACACGUAGCAGUUUUACCUUCAAUAACUUGUAUCAGCCUUAAAGUCAGCCGAGGCAUUUGCAAACCGAACUAGGUGGUGCACUCCUCACUUGUUCUUCAAGUCUGUUUUUUGCACUUGUUUGUGCCUGUUGCUGUGUUAAAUACCCCAAACUACGACUACCUGACCCUCUGAGUUUGUCACUACUACACAGGUGCGUGGUGCUCUUUGUACGCUUACACUAUUGUAGCUUAACCCAGCACAAGAGAGCUAAGAAGAAGCUUUAAAUUGAACACCAGCAAGUUGUACUUAAUAUUGUACCGUUGCCACGUGUGUUGCCUGUUCUGUACACUAAAAUAUGCCCCUUUUUCACAUGAUUAUUGGAUGUGUAACAUGGAGAUUUCAUCUCAGGGUAAACUUUAAAAAAAAAAAAAAAAAAGUUGUUUUUUUGGGUGGUUUUGACUCUUGACAAAAUAGCAUACUUCCCUUAAACAAUGGCUCUCAAACUAAAGGUAAACAAUGCUAUGUCACACCCACUUACAGUGAGUCAUAAUUAUGAUUCAAUGGUUUGGUGAAGUCUCAUAAUCAAAGGGCAAACUUUGCACCAACUUCGAACAAUCAGGAGGCGAAGAUGCCAAGUGCAAAACAACCACAAAAGCUUGACAUAGUUUGACUUAAGUGCGGAUUACUGCUGCAAUCACAGUCACGCCUGAGCGUUCACACCCAUGCUGUAGUGGUUGUGAAAAGCGUUUUGGAAACCCUAGUGAGGGUUGUGGCACUUGAAUGGAGAAUAACUUGAACAUUACUUCCAACGAGGAAAAAAAAAAUAUAGCUGAAGGUGUGUAAUGUGUGUGCACCUUUUCUGCAGCUGACCAAAUCUGACCUGUGUCCAAACCUGGGUUUGAAAACGUGAUUGAGCCAAGACAGUUCAUUAUUUUACAAGUGACAUGUUUAUCAGUAGGCUUGAGUAUGCAGAUGUAACCUAUUGAGGAAAUCACAGAAGUAAAUGCAAUUUCAUUCGUGUUUGUACUUUAUAUCUCUUAUCGUAAUCGUUCGUUAACUUGCUUUAGUGAAAGGAAGGAUUUUAUGUAUUGUUUUUUUGAAUAAGUAACAUUCGGAGAACAUGUGAAGGCUGUGUUGCCGCCAUCGAUCAUUCCUCCUGUUCUCUUAUCCAUGAAUGACCAUACUGCUGUUUGUUUGGACAGUACUCUCAUCAUAGUUAUUAUACUGUUAUGAAUUUAAUAAAGCGGUUCUGUACUUUU